AUGGUCGAUCUAUCUAUCGCAUGCAACUCGGUUGUGUCCGGGCCUUUUGCAGAGGCCACAGAUCGCGUCGCGCUUGGCCCUCUCGUUCGCACCCCGGACCCUGCACUUGAUUGGACGUCCUGUACGUCUGGAAAAAUGUGGCGGAAUGAUAAUGGCACCCUCUACUUCGCCAGUCGAGUCACUAUCGUCCUCAUCAUCCGUGACCUCAUGUCUUGCACACGACGUGCCAACGACGCGUGUCAGACUUACGAACGUCGAGCUGGUUCUAGUUAUUAA
Microbotryum saponariae is the source of this 276-nucleotide messenger RNA. The record is from the annotation of a GenBank genome assembly. Lineage: Eukaryota; Fungi; Basidiomycota; Microbotryomycetes; Microbotryales; Microbotryaceae.